AUUUUGCGUACACGUCGACUCGCCAUUUCCUUAUGAACUUCUACCACACCGCUUCCUAGCCAGGUUGCAUGCAUGUAUAGCGCAUGCUCUUCCAAUUCCACAGGAACGGGUUUAAGCGGAAAUAGCACCCGACUCCGUUCUUUUAUUAUCCUGGCUUGUCCUUUAACCACUUGCACAGCUUCUCCAAGCCAUAUUUGGGUUGAUUCGUGGCCGGUUUGACGAGAUCGAGAUCUCGCUGUGUGGGGGGGUGCGAACACUUGUGGGAUCCAACUUCACUUUUGGUUCACCAAAAUGUCAGAUACAGCCUCGACACAUACCGCUAGACAUAGCGAUGGCAAAAGGAGCCAUGACGACCACUCCCCAUUGGAGCGCAAGAUGUCCCAGGCCGCUAGAGAACGGCAUGAUGCCGAUAUACCCUCUGGCAUCGGCUAUGUUCUAAACGAGGAAGACAGUGCAGAUGUGGAGAAGGGAACCACGACGACAGACGAGGAGAAUGACCCCAACAUUGUCUGGUGGGACAACGAAGAUGAUCCUGAGAAUCCCUAUAACUGGUCUACGACACGCAAAGUCCUCAACUGCGGCUGCGUGAGCUUCCAGACAUUCAUAUCGCCACUGGCAUCCUCCAUAUUUGCACCAGGUGUCCCUCUUGUCCUGCAGGAGUUCAACUCGACGUCGCCCGAGAUUGCAACCUUCGUGGUCUCGGUAUACUUACUCGGGUUCGCCGCUGGUCCUAUCGUCCUCGCGCCCCUAUCCGAGAUUUACGGCCGUGUUCCCGUCUACCACGCCUGCAGCGUCGGCUUUGUGGCCUUCCAAAUCGCCUGUGCGUUGGCCCCUAGUCUCAACUCGCUCAUUGCUUUCCGAUUCCUGGCAGGACUAUUUGGUGUCGCACCUGUGACGAACGGCGGCGGCACGAUUGCCGACAUGAUCCCGCAGAAGCAUCGAGGCACCGUCUUGGCCGUUUAUAGUGUCGGUCCCCUCCUUGGCCCUAUCGUCGGCCCCAUCGCCGGUGGCUUUCUUUCUGAUGCGAAAGGUUGGCGGUGGAAUUUCUGGGUCCUAGCCAUCGUCGGCGGGUUUAUCACGAUCGUCAUGCUCUUCGUCAUGAGGGAGAGUUUCGCGCCAGUGAUCCUCCAGAGAAAGACAGAAAAGUUGCGCAAGGAGACUAAUAACGAAUUGCUGCGCUCCAAGUUGGACAUUGGGCUAUCACCGAGUGACUUCUUUAAGCGUAGCGCCAUCCGUCCAGCUAAGUUGUUUAUCUUUUCACCAGUCGUCUCCAUCACGGCACUGUAUACCUCCCUUACGUACGGAUAUCUUUAUAUACAGUUCACCACCAUGACCGAAGUUUUCCAGGGGCAAUACGGCUUUUCUACCAAUCUCGUCGGCCUUUCCUUUAUAGGACUAGGUGUUGGAAGUUUGAUAGGCGUUUUCCUCUAUAGCACUACAUCGGACAAAUACACUGCUAGGAAAGCCGCAGAAGCGGACAAAAUAGCUGAAGAAACGGGUACAGAGAAGAAGGGCAUGAAACCUGAGUAUCGUCUCCCGCUCCUCCCCGUCGGUGCUGUCCUCCUGCCAAUAGGCCUCUUCAUCUACGGUUGGCCGACGCAAUACAAGGUUCAUUGGAUCGUACCCAUCAUCGGAACUGGACUUACAGGCAUCGGAAAUAUCCUAGUUUUCUUCUCGAUACAGACGUACCUCGUCGACGCUUUCACUGUUUAUGCCGCUUCUGCGCUGGCGUCUAACACCGUUAUCAGAUCAAUUGCCGGAGGUCUCUUGCCGCUGGCCGGUUUGAGGUUGUACGAAAGACUCGGGUAUGGCUGGGGUAAUAGUCUGCUUGCAUUUAUUGCCAUCCUCUUCUUGCCUGUAGCGUACGUAAUUCUCAAGUACGGUGAGACUCUGCGCGAGAAGUAUGCGAUUAAGAAUUUAUGAUCUAGACCCUUUAGAUAUAAGACAAAAAUUAUACAUAUAUCUUAUAAUUGUA
Xylaria bambusicola is the source of this 1975-nucleotide messenger RNA. Its product is annotated as cycloheximide resistance protein. The record is from RefSeq and is a predicted model, not a curated record. Gene Ontology annotation, biological process: transmembrane transport. Gene Ontology annotation, molecular function: transmembrane transporter activity. Lineage: Eukaryota; Fungi; Ascomycota; Sordariomycetes; Xylariales; Xylariaceae. The transcript is spliced from 2 exons. Bases 292 to 1923 code for a protein of 543 amino acids.